AGUCAAUAAUAACAUGAACAACAUAACCUCAAUUUUUUAUUUAUUAUUUACCUUUUAAAUUGGUUUUUAGAACACAAUUAUAUAAAGUAUUAAGUAAAAAGUAAUUAUAAUCGUGUUUAAAAUUAAUAAAAAUGAAUACAUGUCGAUUUUGCUUAGGUUGUUCGGACUCCCAAUUCAAAUCAUUAUCAUCAUUAAACUCGGCUUAUUUAGAGUUAAUUCUCCCUGAAAUUGAUUUAACUCUUACGGAAUCACCCCAAAUAUGUCCAGAAUGUAUAUCAAGCCUCGAGGAGGCCUACAGUUUUAAAAUGAGAUGUCUCGAAACGCAAGAGCACCUAAAAACCAUUCAAAACACCAAGAUAAAAUGCGAAACUGAAUCUUAUUAUGAACCUUUUCCCGAAUCAACAAAUUAUGUUAAAUCAGAAAACAUCAAUGAUGAUAAUUUGAGUUACGAGUUUCACCAUGAAAUAGAAAAUUUUAAUUCUAAUUCGAUUCUAACGAAAGAUGAUGUAGAAAUAGGCCAAAACGAAAUUAUUAGUACUGAAAAUAUAAAAAAUUGUAAUCAAUCCCCAAAAAAAGGAAGCCACGAUAAACGUUAUCAAUGCAAUCAAUGCGGAAUUUCGUUCCAUUUCAUGUGUAAAUUACGUACUCACAUGGUUAUUCAUUCGGAUGAGAAGAAAUUUGUUUGCGUGAUUUGCCAGAAAGGAUUUCAUCGGGAGGCUCAUUUAAGGGCGCACAUGAACGUGCAUUGCGAAGAUAAGGUGAAACCUUACGAAUGCGACGUUUGCGGAAAAAAAUUUGGUUGGAAAAACGGUUUGAGACAACACAAAUUGACGCAUUUGGAUAAGGUGAAGUGUGAAAUUUGUGGGCAGUGGUUAAAAACGGUUUAUACGUUACGGAGACAUUUAAAAUUGCAUGAAACUCGUUAAUUUUGUUAUUUAUAUACAUAUUUAUUUAAUACUCGUGUUUUAAAUGUAUU
Onthophagus taurus is the source of this 976-nucleotide messenger RNA. Its product is annotated as zinc finger protein 493-like. Gene Ontology annotation, biological process: regulation of gene expression. Gene Ontology annotation, cellular component: nucleus. The record is from RefSeq and is a predicted model, not a curated record. Gene Ontology annotation, molecular function: zinc ion binding. Lineage: Eukaryota; Metazoa; Arthropoda; Insecta; Coleoptera; Scarabaeidae.